Messenger RNA from Cotesia congregata, 1173 nucleotides. The record is from the annotation of a GenBank genome assembly. Lineage: Eukaryota; Metazoa; Arthropoda; Insecta; Hymenoptera; Braconidae.
AUGAGACUAAAUUUAUCAAGUGAUGAUAAACGUCAUGCCGUUCGUGCUGUAUCAGCGAGUAUUAAUCAAUUUUCUUCAGAAUUUUAUGAGACUGUGUCUAAAGAUGUAGUGGAUAACUUUAUCUGCUCUCCGUUGAGCGCAGCGAUGGUACUGAUGAUGGCGUCUUAUGGAGCUCGGGGUAAAACUGCUGAAGAAAUGACCAAAGCUCUGCAUCUCAACUAUGAAAAUUAUGUCCAGAAAACUGGGAUUAAUUUUUUGAUCGAUAAUUUCAAUACGAUUGAUAAAGCUCAAGUAAAAUUAGCGAAUAAAAUUUUCGUGACUAACGUCGUGCCGAUCAAGCCUGCGUUUAUAAAUAUUACUGAGUCGACAUUCAGAUCUGUUGCAGAGAGUCUUGAUUUUAUGAAUGCUGAAGCUUCCAGUCAAAUUAUUAAUAAUUGGUGCGAAAAAGAGACUCAUUCACGAAUUAAAGACGUUGUACAACCUGGAGAUUUGAAUGCAGACACUGCGCUUGUUCUUGUAAACGCUAUUUAUUUCAAAGGAAUAUGGGCUGAUAAAUUUAUUGAGAAUGAAACUCAUCCAAGGACAUUCCACCUGGAUGAACAAAGAACUAAAAUGGUGCCAAUGAUGCAUAGAUUAGCAAAUUAUCGUUACGGUAUACUUCCCGAAUUGAAUGCCAGAUUUAUUGAAAUACCUUAUGAGAGUACUGAUUUGACAGAUUCACUGAGUAUGAUAAUAAUUCUCCCUGAUGAAAUCACCGGGCUCGGUGAUAUCGAAGCAGGUCUUCAUAAAUUAAAAUUCGAGCGACUUCUUUCUGGAGAACAAUUUGAAAUAGAUCUAUUUCUGCCUAAAUUUAAAAUAGAAAGUAAAAUCGACCUUAAAAAGCCACUUAACGCCCUUGGUAUGAACCAAAUGUUCGAAGAUACCGCUAAUUUUACGGGAAUAAUGGAUGUUCCUCCGCUGAAAGUAAGCAAAAUAGUUCAAAAGUCUUUCAUUGAGGUCAACGAAGAAGGCAGUGAAGCUGCUGCUGCUACAGUAUUUGAUCUUCAAAACAGACUGGGAUUCAGUGAUAGUUCACUGAAGAGAGCGCAUUUCAUUGUAGACAGACCAUUUUUCUUCCAAAUUGUAAGCGAGCACAUUGUUCUUUUCAGUGGUCAUAUUAAAGAUAUAAUUUAA